AUGGAUGCCACAGUUUUUGGCCAGAGACGGCCGUUGCUGGAAGCCUUAGCCGCGCAGAUCCAGCAGCGUUUCUCUGCGGAUCACUUGAGGGCGCCUCACCUGGCACAGAUCUGCGCGGCCUAUUGCCACGCACGGUUUCUGGACUCGCGGCAUAUGUCCGAAGUGGUGGCUCUGGCCCGGAUCUCACUGCAAGAGGCGCUUCCCUUGGAGCUCACCUGGCUAGCGCGUGCUGCCAUGGACGCGAGGGCGGAUCAUGCGCAACUGCUACUGAAGGAGGCAGCACUGCUCACCAGCGAGAGGGGACAGAUGUUACCUUACGAGUUGCGGGUCGUGGCCUCAACCUUCGGCCCUCGGGCGGCCACCUUCUUGGCAGAGCCACUGGGAGAGGAGCUGCCGGCACUGGAGGCCUCUGUAGCGUGUGCGGAGCUGUUGCACGUGCUGUGCCGUUCCAACAUGGCCGCACGGCCCGAGUGUCAGCCAGUGCUGUUGGAAGGCUGUGCUAGUUGGCGUUUGGCCUUGCCUCCGGCUGUACUGGUGAGCCUGAUUCCGGCACCAGAGGGGGUGCCAGCUGUGGCAGAAGCCGCCAAAGCGCUUCAGGCAAUCGCCGUGUUGCGGCCAUUGGCCACGGCGGAAGUGCAGAGACCCGAGCACGUGCAGGGUCCUCUUCGCUUCGAAAGUGAGGACUCAGAAGCAGACACUGUCGGGAUGCUUUGGGGGCGUCAUUUCCAGGGACAACUGCACUGCGGUUGGUGACCGUUGAACCC
This is a messenger RNA of Cladocopium goreaui, 764 nucleotides long. The record is from the annotation of a GenBank genome assembly. NCBI's taxonomy places the organism in Eukaryota, Dinophyceae, Suessiales, Symbiodiniaceae.